Messenger RNA from Temnothorax curvispinosus, 1252 nucleotides. RefSeq lists its product as uncharacterized. Lineage: Eukaryota; Metazoa; Arthropoda; Insecta; Hymenoptera; Formicidae. The coding region runs from base 3 to 707 and encodes 234 amino acids. The record is from RefSeq and is a predicted model, not a curated record. The transcript is spliced from 3 exons.
AAAUGGAUAUUUUGAGAAAUACCGGUCUGUGGCAUCUAUAUCUUUUAAAUUGGAACAAUUUGUUACUGCUGCAAUACGUCUUGCUGAGGAGAAGAAGGAGAGUGACUCAUCGCCGGUGGUGGGUUCGGCCGGUAAAUCGGGUGAGAGACGCCCAAGGUUUCUACUGUAAUCUCGUCAGGGAACUUAUUGAUACUGAUCACAAAGAAUUUUUUGGGUUGUUCCGAAUGUCGCCUGAUCAGUUUCAUCUUUUGGUUGACCUCCUUCACCCUCGUCUUAAAAAGCGAAGUAAUCGCACACCACUACCAACAGACCUUCGUGUUGCCGUCACAUUGCUGUACUUGGCUCAAGGAAAUACAGCCAAACUGAAACAUGCUGAAUUUAGGAUUGGGACAUUCACGGUGUACAAAGUCAUACACGAAACUUGCAGAGAGAUUUGGAGCGUACUUCAGCCUUAUGUUCUGAAAGUUCCCAGCAAGGAAGACUGGAAGACAAUUAGUGAUGGUUUUAUGACAUCCUGGCAGUUUCCCAACUGCCUAGGGGCCAUCGAUGGUAGACAUAUGAGGAUUCAAGCACCCAGAAAUUCAGGAUCGAAUUUCUUUAAUUAUAAACAGUUCUUCAGUAUGGUUAUGAUGGCAACGUGUGAUGCACAGUACAAGUUUACAUGGGUGGAUGUCGGACAGUUUGGACCGCGGGGACAGAAGCAUUAACAAUUCAGCCGUCCUACGGCACACACAUUUUUGGCCAGCCGUCUUACGGCAUACAAGCAUCGUCAAGUAGUCGGAGAGGACACACCUCUCAACAGAAGCAUUCGCAAGUCAGCCGUCUUACGGCAAACACACGUUUUGGACAGCUGCCGUGCGGCACACACAUAUUCUAAGAGCCGUCUUACGGCACGCUUUCGCCGGGCAGAACGCGUCUCGAAAUCGCCCUUGCCGCCUUGCUCAACCGGGAGUGCGCACGUCUCCAACUGCCUUUUCCUGCCUGCUCUAUCGCUUGUUUUCCACCGUUUUGCUUGCUUGCACGAGUUUUGCCACCGCAUGCCGAAAGAGACCCACGGAGCGGCCAAGUUCAAGGGACAGGACGAGGAUUGACGGAAUCACGGGGACGACGGCCGACACGGUGAGUCGCUUCGCUUAAUAUUUCGUUGCAUGCGUUUCUGCUUUCGCGUUAAACAUUUGAUAGUCGUGAGGGGAAAGCGACAACCCCCCUCUGGUCCUUCGAGUAUCGCAAAUCUUGCCUCCGGGGCGAAACU